CAAAUUACUGCGCAUGCUCAAUACUUUAGCUUAGCACCGCCCAUACGGACGUGACCAUAUUUGUACACAAUGACAAGGCAGUGGGUUUUUCCAGUUCCCACAUCGUAUUACAAACUUGCUUGUUACCCUCGAUCAACGCUCCGACGUUGAUCUUUAUUGCGACGCAAAGGAUGCUUUAGCUGGCAAGCUAUCCGCACUGACUUUGCAACCAACGACGGGCAGAAGUUCAUCAUGGCGAGCGGGAACAAAAUUGUCAUCGCUUUACUCUCCGUUUCGACGGAAAACUCUACAGAUCAGUUAAUUGAACAAAUCAAGCGCGAGCAUGAUGAUUUCAGUUGCGUCUUUGUAAAACUCACCCAGCAAGACUUACAGUCGUUCCAGCCUGGAGAGAAGUACGAUGCCGUCGUUCUGUUGCAUUCAAUUUCACAAGGUCGUAACUCCAUCACUGACGUAGCAGACGCCAAGUACAGUAAGCUCCUGCCCACACUCAAGAGGACUUAUGGACCUGACCGUGUUGCAGUUGUUGUUCACUCCAUGACGAGCUUCAAUUCUAACACCAAGAUGGCACUGAUGAUGGUCUUCAAGAAGUCCCAGCCAACCACCUUCCAGUGCUCUAAAUGCGUCAUCCAAUGCAACAAUCUAGCUGAAAUGCGAGCUGAAGACCUCUCACGACUCACUGAAUUCCUCGGGAAGGUACGUGAUCAUCCUCUACCCAUCGCUGACAAAGAGGCACAUUCAACCCUGAUCACAACGCCCUCUGCGGAUAAAAUAAAUAGAAUCGGGACUGGUGGUAAGCCACAAAACACACCUGUUUCUGGUAGUGUUACCAAAGGAGACGAAAGUAUGACUUCUUCUGCUCUGAGUUCUACUGACACUAGUUCCAUAUCUCAGACAGAGGUUGGCCGCUCGACAAAUGCCUCAGCAAUCUCGAUUGAUAGUGGUUCUUCUGUUGACCCUUUAGGGGUUGGUCCCUGUUCAGAAGUUGCUCCGACGCAACCUACUAACAACCAAACUUUAAUGACAAGCGUGACACCAUCCACCGGUAUGGAAGAUGAUAACAUUCAGAACAUAGCUUCUGUUACAUCACAAGUUGGCGCAUCUUCUUCCGACACCGCACAAAUGUUACAGGCCUCGUCGAAAGUCGACACCUCACCUGAUAAAUAUGCCACCCCAGACAAAGUGAUCGACACAACCUAUCCCAUAGCCUUGUUCAGUCUUUCUACAUCAAAUCAACCUGUACAUUUGUUGGAUGGGCUACAACGACAACUUCCCGGAAAGACAAUCAUGUCGAUUAAAGACAUACGUGACCUGGCAAGCAACUGGCACUUGUUUGAAACCAUUCUUGUAGACUUGGGAUCAUUACAGCAAGCUGCAUCUCACAGCUCGUAUGAAUUCAACAAGUGCGCCUUGGAUUUUUACCAGAAAUGCAAGAAAGAGAUGUUGGUACCCCAGAAUAUGGCCCUGUUGAUGCGCGCUCCGACGAAUGCUCCUGCAGACCAUAAGCAUGCAGAUACCAUAAGACAGUUUCCAAAGAUGAACGAAGUCCCUGUUUUCCAGUACAGCAGUGAAUCCUGCAGACCACCUCUCUUUGACGAUAUCACGAAAAAUCGCCUGUUUUCCUGGCUUCUCGAUAGCUGUAUCAGAUACCACACAGCUGCCAAUAAGAAGGGAUCUGGCUUCUUGAAGAAGGUUAAAGAUUUCAUGACGCCAUCUUGGCCCUCUUGGUCCUAAUGCAGCUAAGCUUGAAAAAUUGGGGGAUAGGCCUUGCCUUUACCUUUGAAGAGUCAUUAUUUGGCAAUAGAAGACUAGCGAGAGAAUGACGUGAGCAUGGAGCCUUGAUCACGUUGAUGGCAGUUGUGGACCUGAGGAAAAAUUCAUUAUGUUUAAGCAGGCAGCAACGUAUAAAAUACAUGACUAUCUGCAAUAGUUAUGGAUUCAAUACAUGCAUGAUUUUAGUUUCAUUAAAUACCACUAAGAUUGUUGGUAAAUAUUGUAUUGAUAUCUACAACAUAUGUGGCAAAGCAGAAGCAAGUAUGUACAUAAUUAUAUAUAUAUAUAUGAUGUAAAUAGAUUAUAUGUGUUGGAAAAUGUAUACAAUAACAAUGAGAUUUCUCGCGAUUUUAUGCUAAUUACCAACUUUUUCUGAAUGAACACACAUUUUCGGGAGUCUUCCCCUUCCUUCUUCAGGUAAAGAGCAAACUGAUUUGAUCCGAGAGUAAAAAAAUAGCCCCCGUAAGAUGUGGGGUUUUAGGCAUUUAAUUACGAUCAG
This is a messenger RNA of Strongylocentrotus purpuratus (purple sea urchin), 2269 nucleotides long. RefSeq lists its product as uncharacterized. The record is from RefSeq and is a predicted model, not a curated record. NCBI's taxonomy places the organism in Eukaryota, Metazoa, Echinodermata, Echinoidea, Camarodonta, Strongylocentrotidae. The transcript is spliced from 4 exons. The coding region runs from base 232 to 1731 and encodes 499 amino acids.